Seminavis robusta is the source of this 5071-nucleotide messenger RNA. NCBI's taxonomy places the organism in Eukaryota, Bacillariophyta, Bacillariophyceae, Naviculales, Naviculaceae. The record is from the annotation of a GenBank genome assembly.
UGGAGGUUGGAGGUUCAAGCAGCUGCCGAGCUCGAGCUACCUUCCUCUAUCUUUCCUUCCUCAGACUUCUCAUUGUUGUACUAACCAUUGGUACGGAACGUUGCCCUUAAGUUGAUUUUGCGAAGUUGAUGUUGUGGCUAUUGAUAUUGUUGAAGCAUUUGUUAGUUAGGUAUUUCCUCCCCUGACAUUAAAAGAUCUGCCAAGAUUUAUCCCUAACUACUUGAACUAAAUGUGCGAUUAUCAAUCAAAGAGUAAAGAUCCAUAAGCAUGGCCAUGCAAUCAUCAUGCAAUUGGUCCGCUGCAGAGACCAUAAUAAUCGCUCUGGUUGGACUGAAUCUUGUGAAGCAACGACCAGGCACGAACAGCCGCCAAGUUGCCUGACCACCAUUCACCGUAACGUUACUACACCUCUCAUUCACAGCACCACCAUCUUGGCCAUUUUAAUAAGCAAGCGCAGACAGUCGCGUCGAUCAUUAUCUAUCUUAUCCAGCUUUUGUUAUCCAUCUAUCUAUCUUUGACCUGAACUGCUACCGUAUUCAACCCAAAGUGGUAUCUUGUGUUGAUCUACCUAUCUAGCUACUAGAAUAAAAGAGGAGGAGAGAUUCGAAUUGUGCUUGGAUUCCACCAUAUACUCGGCACUCGGCAUCUCCUUAUCCCCAUGGUUCUCAUCGCCGAAGCAAACAGCAGCAGUGACCAUUCGUAACCAACCAACCAUUGACCAAACGCACAAGCAUACGAGUACCUGGAGAUCCAGCAAGACGACGAGUCAGUGACCAGCUCCAGGUUUGAAGAUUAUCAGUUUUAGAAUUUUAAUUAUCAGCAACAACCAACAACAUGGCAGCGAUCGCUCUUCGACGCGGCGGUUCCUUUUCGUCCGCUUCUGGAUCGAGCGAUUAUGGAACGGGCAGUCAUGACGACGAUCACAGUAACUUUGUGUAUGGUGGUGGAGGCGGUAUACCGACUGCAAGCCAGUUGUAUGGAGGAGGCGGUGGCGGUAUACCCUCGGCGAGCCAAUUAUACGGCGGAGGAGGCGGUAUACCCACUGCAAGUCAGUUGUAUGGAGGAGGAGGAGGCGGUGGUAUUCCGUCGGCAAAUCAAUUAUACGGAGGAGGCGGGGGUAUACCGUCAGCAAAUCAAUUGUACGGUGGUAGCCAAAGCUUUGGUCCCACCUUGUCUUCCCUUCAGUUCGACCCCGACGUGAAACGUCGUCAUUCUCUCAUGGAAAAUCAAAAUUUGUCGCAGGCCAGUGGACUCGGAGACGACUUGUCCCUGGUGGGAGAAUGCGACAACAAUUCCAUUCGCAGCAAUCGCAGUGAUCGACGUCCAGGACGCCGAGCUUCCCUCAGUGCUGCCAUUGAAUUAACGCGAACACCGCCCAAACGAACCGCCAGUUCCACGCAAAAACGAGGACGACGCAAUUCACUUUUCGGAAACAACAAUGGAACAAAAGAAAAGGACAAGGAAAAGGCGGAUAAAGAAUCUUCCGAAGCCAUGAUUGCCAAACUGUCCCAAAAGAAGGGAUCUCGCAGAGCCAGUAUGGCAGGAUACCCCGCGGCCAGUGCCACGUCGGUCACUGAACCAGAGCCCACCCCGUCGUUUUUUCAGCCUCGCAGCAAAAAGGACAAACGCCCGGGGGUUCCGGAUCGUCGCAAAACACGGUCCUUUGAGAAAAGCGACCGCAAAUACACGUCGCAAAGUCGUCCGGGAGAAAAAAUCAAACGUCCCGCCAAAGGAGGAAGUAGAAGGGCUAGCCUGGCCGCUCUUCCUCGCCGCAUGAGUUUGAGCCGAUCCAGUGGAGGAGGAUCCAAAUCCUCCAAGAAAGGAUCCAAUAGAUCGCUGCUCUCCCAUUCCAAUUCAUCCGAUUCCUACGCAGAUGUGAGCGACGACGACAGUUACUAUGGAACGAGCGGUAGAGAUAACAGCAGCGGUGGAGAGUCGGGACCUACCUUUGGUCGAACCAACACAGCUCCGGCUGCCGGCUACCGGCCGAAGAAAAAGGACCCUUCUAAAGUGGAUUUAGGAUACGGAGAUGAUCCCAAAUGCGAUCCCGACUUGCCGCCGCCACCGCCUCCGGUAAAACGAACUGGAUCGAAAGAAUCCGUCAAACGAGCAUUUCGUCGUCGAGGCUCCAAAAAGGCCAGCGCCAUCAAGGCCGAAGAUUUGGGAUACGGACAUGGUCAAUCGGCCGAAGAGUACGAUCCUCAGUUGCCUCCCCCGCCUCCUCCACCACCGCCGAAAAAAUCAGGAUCUUCAGCGACCGUCAAAAACGCCUUUCGCAAUCGAAGAGGGUCCACGGGAAUGGCUGCCUCCUUCACUUCCACCACGGCAGCACAACGUUCCCUCAAAGAAUCCCUCCAGUGGAAAGCCAGUCAGCACGGAAAUAAUUCACCCCGUCGAACAUCGGCGGCCAGUAGUAUCGCAAAUAGUGUGGCCACGGACGUGGCUUCCAACGUCCGAGGACAGCAGCAACAACAACAACAACAACGACGACGUGGACCCUCCGAUGUCCCUCCAGGAGGACGAAGAGCCCCCAUGGAUGUACCACCUCCUCGAAAGGGUCCUGCAGAUGUACCGCCUCCUCGAAGGGGUCCUGCAGAUGUACCUCCUGGUGGUCGACGAGUACCACAGGAUGUAGCACCUGGUCCUGCUCGAAGGGGUCCCGCCGAUGUGCCCCCAUCACAGGAACGACGAUACAGCUCAGUGGCGCCCUCCGAUAUGGAUUCUUCGGCCUCCUCAUUUUCCAUGGACAGCGAUUUUAAUCCAACACCCAUUCUAUCAAAUCGCAAGACCCGAGAACCACCUUCUUUGAUGCAGGGAGGAAGUCAACAUAGCCAUGGUGGAUUAUCCACAAUGGGACAUGUAAGUGGAAACACCAGCACUGCGCUUGGGGCCAUGAUGAUGGAUGAUGUUUCCGACGGAAGUCAAAGUUCUGCCGGUGGAGCCUUGUCCCUGGGCGGUGCAAGUUUGUCUCAGGAACGACGAGGCAGCAGUCGAGGAACGGCCACGGUGCAAAAUAGGAAUGCCGCCGCCCGCUAUACGCAUGGAUCUUCGCAGGCCCAGUUGCAUGGAUCAACGGCAUCUGGAUUCAACCCUUACAGCUCUGUUAUUGCCUCUUCGGGCGCAAGCGAUGACGACGACGAUGAAGAAGAGGUGGACGAAGAGGAGGAAGCGAAAAUGAAACAAAAGGACGAAGAGGAAAAGCCAGUCGAGGCGGAAACAGCAACAAGCACAACGACAACCAGCAAGACUGUGAGCGACGAUGGUGAUGGUCCAACAAAUGGGUCGACCACGGAUACCGAUCCGACAUUCUUGACGACCACCAAUACGGAUGUCGGCGGCGCUGUUGCAGACUUCAAAAUUCCGGAAGACAGCAAGAAACAGCACGACGGCGGUUCAGACGGCAGCAUGACAAGUGAAGUUCCCAAUGAAACGGACAAUAUGAGAGAUGUAGACAAUCAACUGGAGGAAAUCGGAGCCACAGGCGACUGGUCAGAAAUCGGAGCCACGGGAACUGCCACGGGCGACUGGUCAGGGUUAGUAACAGACGAAAUGGUUAAUCGCUCAAAAGCGCGAGUCGCCGAGAAUAAGAGCUUGCUGGACCGUUACCCCGGGAGCGAGGUUGAUUUUGACGGAGGGCUAGGAUACGGCUAUUCGCAUAUGGACAAGGUUGGAGUGAUGAAUGCUUAUGAUGAUGAGAGCGAACGAAAAUCUGAACUUGACAAUGGCUAUGGGUUGUCCGAUUUGUACGACGAGGACUAUUCGUCAUUUGGCUGGAGAGAUAAUCGGCCUCGUGCCGCGGAAUCUAUGGAAUUCAUCAAUAUGGAGCAACUCAUGUCCAAGGCGAAGAGUACCAAGGGUUUGCACUUGCCAACAUUUACUCCUGCCCAUGGUUGUACCAAUGCAUCCGACUUCAUUGUCCGCUGCUUUGUGGCGCGGCUGAGAGCCGGAAUGACCGUGACAAAACACAGCCGAUCGAGAUUUUGUAAGUCUCACGAUCGAAUUCUGCACAUUUUGCCGACCGGCUAUCACAUCACAUGGAUCCCUGAAACGGAGGAAGAAGUCCUGGCAAAGAGCACUAAGAAGCCUCCCACCAAGCUGGAUUUGACCAAAUGCUUGGAAGUUCGACACGCUUGGAGCCGCGACCCCAAAUCGUCUCGGUACACGGGGACCUCCACUUUGCGAUCCAAGUGUAAGGAAGGAGCCGCGAACAGAUCCUUCGCUUUGAUAUAUGCUCACCGAACAGUGGAUUUCACGGCCGCGACCGUCGAUCAAUGCAAGAUCUUGAUGGAAGGUUUCUCAGCCUUGUGCUUUCGACUACAAAUGGCCCGAUUGGAGCAACAGGAGAACGACGACGAUACCACGCAACACACAGCAGCGUCAGGCGUCGGGCACGACGACGACUCCACCACUGCCAGCUUGACAGGAACCAACAUGUCGGCACCGUGGGGUCUUUGAGACCACUGUCGGGCAAGUUGGGGGCUUGUUACAUGUAUGCAAAGGUUGCUUCCUUUCAUGGAUGGCACAAUCGAGCAGACUGUGUUUCGUGUUCCAUCCAAGGGACUCAAGUCACCCAUGGCAGCCGUCUAAACUACGCCUCGCAAACACAGAGUUUGCAAGGCAUGCGACCGUGCUUGCGGCCAGAUUCUGCAUCCUCUGUUCCACUUGAUAUAACUUCUAAAACAAUGUACCAUUAUUGGUAAAAGCCGAGCAGUCCAUUUUCUGCACCGAUGGCGGCGACAGUUCAUAACCCUCGUAGAUUUGUGUUUGCAUGGUACACGGCCGCGCUUGCGGCUAGAGGUUUGUAUUUUCAGUUGCAUCGGUCGCGAACUCGAUUUAAACCGAUGAAGGCAACUCUCCGCGGUGAUACGGUCUUGCGUUCGUACCCUCUGUCUAUUCAUUGUGGUUGAGUAUGAAAAAGGGCGAAAGGGGUGGAAGGCAGUGAUCUGAUUGGCUAAUCAAGCUAAUAUGUCAGCAAGUGCGUCAGCAAAUAUUCAAAUAUACUUAACGUACCAUUUAUAGUUAUUACGGAUACAAUGUGCUAUCAAGUUCGAAAUUUCGUUGUUGUUUUCGG